GGCCCGGGGCAUUGUCCGACUCCGGCAGCGGGGGUCCGGCUGCGAGAGCGGCGGCGCGGGGCGGCAUUGAGCGUCGCGCGGCCAAGACCAUGGCUGGAGGCAAAGCUGGGAAAGACAGUGGGAAGGCCAAGGCUAAGGCAGUGUCCCGCUCACAGAGAGCUGGGCUGCAGUUUCCUGUGGGCCGAAUCCACAGACACUUGAAGACUCGCACCACAAGCCAUGGACGGGUGGGUGCCACUGCUGCUGUGUACAGUGCGGCAAUUCUGGAGUACCUCACAGCCGAGGUGCUGGAGUUGGCAGGUAAUGCUUCCAAGGAUCUCAAAGUAAAGCGCAUCACUCCACGUCACUUGCAGCUUGCAAUCCGAGGUGAUGAGGAGUUGGAUUCACUUAUCAAAGCUACCAUAGCCGGGGGCGGUGUGAUCCCACACAUCCACAAAUCUCUGAUUGGAAAGAAGGGACAGCAGAAAACAGCUUAGGAACCUGCUCACCCAUACUGUCUGUCUGUACCUGGGACAGAGGACGCCAGUGGGAUGGUGUGGAAUUUUUAAAAACAGUUCAUUAUGGAAAAGCAUAGACAAUUGCUGUAGACAAGAUAAAAGAAACAUUUGUAUGUUUUUAGACUCAUGAAGUUUUUAAUAAAGUUCCUUCCCCUGUGGUCAUGGUCAUGUGUUGAUUGGCCAGGUUCUUCCCUUGUGUUUUAUACAAAAACAGAAUUGAUAAAACAUUUUUUACAAAAUGAA
Messenger RNA from Phodopus roborovskii (desert hamster), 740 nucleotides. Its product is annotated as histone H2A.V. The coding region runs from base 90 to 476 and encodes 128 amino acids. The record is from RefSeq and is a predicted model, not a curated record. NCBI's taxonomy places the organism in Eukaryota, Metazoa, Chordata, Mammalia, Rodentia, Cricetidae. The transcript has 5 exons. Gene Ontology annotation, molecular function: protein heterodimerization activity; structural constituent of chromatin; DNA binding. Gene Ontology annotation, cellular component: nucleosome.